Molecule: messenger RNA, 2085 nt
Organism: Closterium sp. NIES-67
Lineage: Eukaryota; Viridiplantae; Streptophyta; Zygnematophyceae; Desmidiales; Closteriaceae
Source: the annotation of a GenBank genome assembly
AUGUUCGCAGCACAAUAGACCUCCCAAUUUUCCAACGCCAGCAACGAACAAAUUUGUCGCAGACUUUUCCUUCAACCUUCCCCUCCUACACCAGCGACAAGAGUAACAGCCUCCGAGAUAUUCAUACAGCCAUCGAUCAGCAAGCUCACAACAUCAUCGAUCUUGUCCACCUUUCUCCAGGAAAACAGCCAUUUUCAGAACCUGCUGAAGCAUAAGCCCGUCUUAUCCUCUUCCCUGCCUUUUCGCGCGUGAAAGAGCCAACGGAAAACAGCUUUGGUGCUCAUCCUUUCCCCGUCCUUUCAGUUAAUUCAAUCGCCAGCUUACAAAGUACUUCUUUAGUACCUACUCCCCGAUCAGCCAUGGCUGGAGUCGUGGCUCACAAAGUUUUGCCGCUCCUCGCGUCGCGAAUAGCCCAGGCUGCUGUCGCCACUAACGUCCUUCGCUCCGCUUCCACCCUCGUAACCCGCAUCCAGCAGCACAAUCACUCGUCAAUACCUAGUACAAACGACACUGAAGUCCAAGCUAGCAGCAUCACACCUAAACGACGCCGUUCGCAAGCUCCCGCUGCAGGUCCACCUCCCGAUAUAAGCCCGUCGGGACAAGAGUUCGCCAUUCGACCGCAGCCGUUCCUGCCACUCUCGCCUAAACCUCGCAUAGGCGACCCUCCCGAGUUGCUCCCGUUUCACGAGGACGCAUUUAAUCCGCAUCAGCGCUUCUGGCUACGCGGCGAGGACGGGGCUAAUCUGCAUCUGCCGCCGGAACUAGCGACGAGUUUUCCUGUUGAUUCUGACGGCGCAAGUUCUCCGACUCUUCCCAUCCCUUGCUGGUCGGUGCUCUUUAAGGAGAGUAACCUGCAGCAGCAGCAGUACGAGCUCGGCGCGCUCGACGGGCAGCACCAGCCGCAGUGGCCCAGGGAAUGGCUCUGUCAACGGCAGUCGAAGGCGUUUCAGCCGCGCGCGCUGCUCGUCGACGCGAUGGGCACUCUUAUCGAGACAUCGGAGCAGGAGCAUAAGGUGUACGAAUCCGUCGGCCAGAAAUACGGCGUCUCGUUAUCAGCAGAGGAGAUUCUGCGGCGAUACCAAACCGCGUACAGUAAACCGUGGCGGGGGGCGCUUCGAUACGAAGGGGAAGCUUUACCCUUUUGGCAUCACGUUAUAUCGGAGUCAACCGGUUGCUCUAAUCCCAGCUACACGGAGGAGUUGCAUGGCUACUAUGCGACGAACUCUGCGUGGAGAUUGUCCGACCCCCACGCUCACGAAGCCUUCGCCGCAAUUCGCCGCGCGGGAAUCAAAGUCGCGGUGGUUUCCAACUUCGACUCGCGGUUGCGGUCCGUUCUCGAGUCGCUGGGCUGCUUGAAUUGUUUCGACGCGGUCGCCGUUUCGGCAGAAGUGCGGGCAGAAAAACCGAGUCCGGAAAUUUUCCACGCCGCAUGUGACAUGCUAAACGUGCGGCCCGACGAAGUCGUCCACGUGGGCGACAGCAGGAAGAACGACAUUGGCGGAGCGAAGGCGGCUGGAUGCGGCGGCGCGUUGCUGUGGAAAUCCGACGUCAGCUCGUUUGCUGACGUGGCGGCGAGAUUGGGAGUGGAUGUGCCACGUUCGCAUCCGCUUUCCCGACCGUUCUAUCAUCGGGCAUCGGCUACACGACCUCAUGUUAGCGCCCACGCUCCUAUGAUAGCCUGAGCGCCAAUUCCAUUUUCGCCCCUUAUUGGCAGGCUCAAGGGGUCAUUAAUUUUCCCAACGCGGAACUUCGCCACUGGAAUCUGCAACCGCAGCUGUCCGGUUUUCUCUCCGACUGAUAAUCCUCAAAAUCGCAGCCUCCACAGCGGCUCGGGCUUAGGGAUGUUCAAGGCCGGCGUUUUCACUGUGAAGGUGCUCAGGAAGGACCACAGUCCCCACCUAGUAUUCCCAACCUGGAUGUCCACCGCUAGCUGCUGUGUUAGUUUUCCGUAUGUGACCCCUGUUCAAGGAAAGCCGCGAAGCGGGCUGGCUGCUCCAGCUCACUGGUAGUAUCUAAUUACAUCAAGCAGAUAACGCACCCAGUUUAUCAUGUACAUUGUAAUUCUUAGUCAAGCAAAUAAAGCUU